This is a messenger RNA of Anopheles marshallii, 324 nucleotides long. Its product is annotated as 10 kDa heat shock protein, mitochondrial. The transcript is spliced from 2 exons. Gene Ontology annotation, molecular function: metal ion binding; protein-folding chaperone binding; protein folding chaperone. The record is from RefSeq and is a predicted model, not a curated record. NCBI's taxonomy places the organism in Eukaryota, Metazoa, Arthropoda, Insecta, Diptera, Culicidae. The annotation marks the transcript as partial. Gene Ontology annotation, cellular component: mitochondrial matrix.
UCAGACGCACCGGCAACGGCUGUGAAAAUGAAACGUCUAUUGCCUCUUUUGGACCGUGUGCUGAUCCUGCGCGCCGAAGCCCUAACCAAGACGAAAGGAGGAAUAGUUAUCCCCGAGAAGGCCCAAUCGAAGGUGCUCGAAGGAACAAUCGUAGCUGUCGGACCCGGUGCUCGAAACACUCAGACCGGCGAGCAUGUACCACUGGCAGUGAAAGUCGGCGAAAAGGUGCUGUUGCCAGAGUACGGAGGCACAAAGGUGGAGCUGGGCGACAGUAAAGAGUAUCACCUUUUCCGGGAAGCUGAUAUUCUGGCAAAGAUCGAAUAA